Molecule: messenger RNA, 3565 nt
Organism: Bemisia tabaci
Lineage: Eukaryota; Metazoa; Arthropoda; Insecta; Hemiptera; Aleyrodidae
Product: protein phosphatase PTC7 homolog
Biological process (GO): protein dephosphorylation
Cellular component (GO): mitochondrion
Molecular function (GO): protein serine/threonine phosphatase activity
Source: RefSeq, a predicted model, not a curated record
AAAGGGCAAAUUUAGCAAUGGUGGAGUUUGUAAUCAGCCGUGUGUUGUAGAAAUAUAAUCGAAGCGCAAUGCUAGUGGCCUUGUCUUGUGUGUCAUUCUAAUAUUUCAUUAAUAAUAUCUAUUUCCUUCCGAUCAAAAUGUUGUACUUAGUGAAGUGAUUUUUUCGAGUGAUAAAAGUAUAAUGAAUUCGUUAGUCUUGACGGGAAGGCUAUUAUCUCGUGCCUUGUGGAAUGGAAUCUCUAGUUAUUCAUCUGUAGCUGAUCCCAACGUCAGUCGUAAGCGUGAGCCAUGCAUGUUAUCAGCAGUUUGCGGAUUUCCCAAAGAUUUUGCUAAAUCCGUUUCCUUAAGAGGAAAAUUUGGUGACGACGCCUGGUUCACAGCGAAAAGUAGGACGGCCGAUGUCCUAGGAGUAGCAGACGGUGUCGGUGGGUGGCAAGAGUAUGGUAUAGAUCCCGGUGAAUUUUCGUUAGUUUUAAUGAAAACUUGUGAACGUCUAGUUACGUGCGGCAGAGUUACUAAUCUUGAACCUUGUAGUCUACUAGCAAGAAGUUAUUAUGAACUUCUUGAAAAUAAACAGUCUAUAGUGGGUAGCAGCACAGCGUGUAUUGUUGUUUUAAAUAAAGAAACAUGUACAGUUCAGACUGCAAAUAUUGGUGAUAGUGGGUUUGUUGUCGUAAGGGCAGGCAAAGUAGUUCACAAGUCAGAGGAACAACAACAUUAUUUCAAUACUCCUUUCCAGCUAUCAUUACCACCUCCCUCUCAUGCGGAAUCUGUCAUCAGGGACAGGCCGGAGUCAGCUGACACUAGUAACUUUGCUGUCGAAGAUGGAGAUGUAAUACUACUAGCAACUGAUGGUGUUUUUGAUAAUGUUCCGGAUUCCUUGCUAAUUAGUGAAUUAUGUCGAGUUCAAGGGGAGCGUGAUCUUGUCAAGAUUCAAACAGUUGCCAAUACAAUAGCUCUAAUGGCUAGGAAGCUAGCUUUUGAUCAAAGGUUCAUGUCACCGUUUGCCAAAUCAGCUAGAGAAAAUGGCAUCUACACUGUCGGUGGUAAGCCAGACGACAUCACAGUGCUACUAGCCACUGUUGCCCUUUGAACCUCAAUUACAACGUUGCAUUUAGUGAAUCUGUAUACUUUUAAGUGAAAUUUUUGUGCUAGUUUUCAGUAGUUUAGUUUUAUUUUACGUCAAGUUCUGUAUAUUGUACAUAUUGUUUUCUCGUGUAAAUAUUUUUAGAUCGUGUACAGGGUGUUUUUAUCUUUUACCGACUACUUUAAUUAAGCAUAUUUCAUGCAGACUAUUCACUUUGCGAUUAUGAAAGACCAGAAAGAAAAGAGAAUCUUAUCUGGCUUAUAGAAUUACAUCUUCUGGUUUCCUUUUCUUCUUUUGAGACAGGUAGUUAACAAAUUUCAAAUAAUUCAAACUGCUCUAAAAAUCAGCUUUCUGUGCAGUAUCUGAUUAACAUCCGCAGUUUAUUAUGAAUUUCAUUUGUAAAAGAAAUGAAAUAUUGGCUACAAGCAACUUCUACCUCAUUGAAAUAGUUUGUUUGAUGGAGAGUUUUGCUUUUGAAGAUGAAAUGAAGAGAAUUUUAAUUUGUUACCUCUUGUCAGGGCUACUUUCAAAUUUCAUAAUAAUUUUGUUAUUGAUUUAAAUUUUAUGUUUGAUAAAUCAGAAAGAUCACUCAAGUGCAAUAACUUUCGCUCUGACAUGGAGUAAGUUGUGAAAACACAGAAAAUUAUUUAUCUCUCUUAAGCAAUGCUCUUUUUCACUACACUCAUGUUUCGCAUGUUAAUAUGUAGAAUCAAAACUGUUGCUUGUCCAGUCCUGAACAUUUCCUUCACUUUACUUUUAUUACUCCUUGAAACUUCGGUAGAAGAAAUACCAAAAAGAUUAAAUGCCCAUAAGAGCAAUCUCCCUUCAAUCCUUCACUUUUAAAGAUGUUCGUCAGACCUCAAUGGUCUUUCCCACAAAUGCAGUCGUUAGAAACAUUAAUAUCUGUUCUGUAAUUUGAAUAAGGAAAACGUCUCCCUAUUCCAGUAAUGUAAAAUCUAAGUGCUUAACUGGAAACUUUCAGAAAUGUGACAAACUCAACGGAAACUUUGACGAAAAAAUUGAAGACAAGUUAGAAAAAAUUGUAUUUGGAACUGUUGAAAAAUUUUGUCUAGUCCUUUAAGGGGUGUCUUCAUUUCAUAAAAGUCAUCAAUUUUUUUUUUAAAAAGAAGUCCCUCGUUCAUGUUUGUACAGCUUUAACUUGAAUCAGCCAAUGUUCUCUUUUUCAAGUGCAAAAGUAGCUCUCAUGUUUUAUUCAUUCAUAAGAAAUCAAGCAACACCAUACCCUGAAACUUUGUAUGAAAUUUCUCAGAUUAUGGGGAAGACUCUUACCGAAUUUCAAGGUAGAGGCCUUGUUAGUUUUUUUAUAAUAAAAUGAAACAUGAAAGGAAACUGCAAUUUUGAAAUGCAGUCAAACUGGUUUGAGUUAAUUCUGUCAAAUUUAACCAGUCUAUUUUCUAGUCUUUAGAGAAAGUACCCACUUGCUUGAUUUUCUACACUGAUUUAAUAAGGAGUGUAUUGUAACACUUCUCUCAGCUCAAUUUAGUUUACUGAAGUAGUUUCUUACACAUCAUACUUUUUUUUUCUGUAAUACUUUACCAUGUAAGCAAUCACCCGCUUCUUCUUACAUGAUAUUUAUAAUCAACCGCCUCCCCUCCCUGUCUCUGAGCAUAGCUAUAUAAGUAGUUAUACAAAUUAAUUUUAUAAGACAAUUAAAAAUUAUUCUGGUUUUGAAUUCAUCAUUGACUAAGUUAAGAACGUCUAUUCAAUUCAUAAGUUUCCCAGUGAGUUAAUUCUCUCUCUUUUUAAUCAGUUCUGGAUUCUUUUAAGCAUAUUGUUCCUUUUCUUGAAGAGUAUUCUGUUUGUAGAUCAGUCUGAGCCUCAAAUGAAGUAAUUAAUAUCACUUUAAUCAAUAAAAAAUGAUUAAAUCUGAUGGUUGUACGAAAUUAAACUUUUUCCAAUUCGAUAUCGGGAGCUGGUCUUUUCAGAAGUUGAGAAGUAGAAUCGUUGCAAAUCACGAAUCAAUUAAAUAACAUUUAUAAUUUCCCUGCCUGAUUUCAUUAAAGUUGUAAAACCUAUUUUGAAAUCUUUAAAGGAAGUCGUUUCCUCCUGUUCACCUGUGGAGAUUUGUGCUGCAACUGUACUGUAAUUCUGUGUAUUGAGCGAAACCUCCAGUCUAGAUUACUUUCUCUUUCUUUCUAACGAUUUGAAAAUUCUGUCCAUUUAAGCCAUGUUGUAAUUUUUAUUUGUUCAGAAUCCAGGAAGUGGUGUUUUGCUGUGAUGUUUAGUCCAGGAUUUGGUACUGGUCCAAGUUUUGGAGCUUAGUAAGUUCUUGAUUUUGCCUAGCCAAUUUUCAAGAACUAUAAAAAGUAAGUUCAAACUGUGAACUAUUAAUGUUUAAAUCAUGGUCUACCUACGUUUUUAAGUCGAAAUGAUGUUAAUAUAUCUUAAAUUAAAUCUGUCUAGUAAGGAUUUAUUGUAAUUUGAUUAAUUAAACUAUUUAUUGUUUUCUUUUUUAAA